AUGGAGCGCAAGACCUCGCCACUCGAGGUAGCGCGCAAGGAGCUUCACCGCAAGAAGCCAGCCGACCUUACUCUGGAUGAUCUGCGGUCAGCGACUGACACGGCGCUGUCCGGCGGUAGCGACCUCGACGUGCUCGGCUUCGCGGCCGCGCUCCUGCGCCAGCUCGCCGCCUCUCCUCACCAGAUAAAUGAGCUGGUUGCUGAGCGGAUUGCGCCAGCUCUCCAACCUGGCGCGCAGCUAGGGGCGCUCAUAACCGCCAACCUCGCGCACAACUUCAAGAGCCGCGCCCAACGGUCCUCAGAGCUCCUGACCGCCGCGAUCAAGCUCGUCCCCGCCUUCCCCGACCUUCUCUCCCCUCUAUUUAAGUCUAUCAUUUCUGACUCACUCGCCCGCAAACCAAACCUCCUGGGAAUCACGAUCCUCGCCAGCGCCGUUCCCGACUCGGCCGUGCCCAAUGAUUUACUCCCCCGUCUCCUUGCGGACGUGGACGAGGUGGACGCAGCGAGCCAGCGCUGUGCGGCCGUCGUCGCUCUCCUCGCUCGGGAAAGUUCAAAUGAGGGAUGGUUGGCUCCACUCAUCCCCUAUCUCGGAGGCGAGGCCAGCGUCACCACGCUCUCGCGCUACCUCCUCCCCGCGCUCACCAAGGUAUACCGGAGCGCAUACGAACCCCUCCUCACCCUCCUAGAGGCUGCGGCGGUGGACGACAGGUAUUUCGGGCCGUGGGUCGCGACUGCGAGCUUUGGCGUCUCCUCCGGCUUCAUCACAUUGGAAGGCCUUCCCCAGACCCGACUCGAGGAGGGCAUAUCCCACGCCGAUCUCGGCGUACGCGUCAUGGCGUUCGAGCUCCUCGCGCACUCCCGGGCGGUUUUCACCCCACGCGUGAUGGGCCUCGUUAAGCAUGCGCUGGUCAUCAAUACCGUCGUGCCCACAGCCGGGGGACGAACGGAGAUGCGGUCCGCGAUCCACGGCUUCCUGACCAACAUGAAGUCGCAGGAGGACCAGGCGCGGCGCGAUCUCAAGAAAGGCGCUGAAAGAGCGCAGGCCACCCUCGCAGCUGCGGAGGCGUUCCACGCCUGGUUGCUCGACGCAUACCUCGGUCCGAGCGUCAAGGCGUGCCGCGAGAUGCCUCAUCUGAGGAGCAUCUUUGCCCUCCGCCUCCUCAAGCUCUAUGUCGACAUCUACGGGCCCUCGGUCUAUCCCAGUGUGUUCACGCCCACACGCGUCGCCGAUCUCAUCGCGUGCCAGGCGAGCGAGUUCGUGGACGCGCGCGUCGGCGCACGUAACCUCAUUGCUCUCGCUCCCCUCCCCCUCGCUGGAUUUGAGACUCUGGAUAUGAUGCCAACAAAGCAUCUCCUGGCCUCGGCCCUGGCCAGCAUCAACCACCCGCGCCUCACGCAGGCGGAAGCCGGCCGUGCGACCCUCUGCAUCCUCUUCACCAAGCUCGUGCUCCCCAAAGGGCAGGACAAGGCUCUGACGUUCGUUGGUGGCAUCAUCGGGGAGCUGGAGAGUCAUAUCCAAAAGGUGGAGGAGAACCUCGCGCGGAAUAUCGUCGAGUAUCCCAUCCACGGGCCGCUCAGUGCGCUUGUGGAACUCGUCCGCUGCCUCGACCUCAUUUCGCCCGACGCUCAGGCGGCCUGGCGGCCGACAUUGCAUGCUCUUAACGCUCUUGUGCUCCGCGUUUGGGCCGUCACGAGGAAGGUUGUCUCCUUGGGCCCAGAGGAGGAGGGGACGAGUCACGAGAUUGCGCGCGCGUACGACGUCCUCGGUGAAGAGGACGAAGAGGAGGGCGACCAUACCAAUCUCCUCUCAGGAUGUUGGCGCGCGACGCGCGAGGCGGCCGAACUUCUCGCAGCGAUCAUCACUGUGCCAUUAUGUGUGAAGGAACAGACUGUCUGGAGCGUCGCCGAAGUCGACGCGGCCGGGAGGACCUUCCUCCUCUGGCUCCACGAGAUCCGGCACCGAGGCACGUUCUCGCGCAUCGCACCAGCGUUCGGCACUGUCGUCGACGCGGUGCAGCGAAUCCCGUCGCUAUCCUACCUCGUCGGCGAGUGGGUCGACUCGCAGCUCGACGUUGUAGACGAGGGGAAGCUGAGCACGCUCCGCCGCUCCGCCGCGCUUCCCUUCACCUUCCUCGCACUCCUCUCGGACCGUACUCAGCGGGACCGCGCGCUGGACGCGCUCCUCUCCAUGGCUGCGCUCUCCUCUCCAUCCUCCGAUACGACGAAGGUGCACGCAAUGAACACGCUCAAGAUCGUCCUGUUAGAUGCGAAGCAGUCUCAUGCCCUCCCUCGCUACCUGGAGCAGACACUCACCACCUCGCUCCAAGCUUUCGGGAGCGCCAACUGGGCCGUGCGCAACGUGGCCCUCAUACUCUUCUCAACAGUCACCAACCGUGCCCUCACCACCUCCAGGCCACAGGACGAGGGAGGCCGUGCAGCCCUCGCCGCGCGCCAAACCCUAGCCUCAUGGAACAAGAAGUACCCCUCACUCCUCCCCUACAUUAGGCAGACGCUGCGGGAUGUGCGCGGCCGCGGGCCGCUCGUGCUGGGAGAGCACUCCCCCCUCUUUCCCCUCCUCAUCAUCAUUCGUUCUCUCCGGUGGAGUGCGGAUGGCGAGGACCUCGCCACCACCCUCUACCCCGCAGUCGAGCCGUUCCUCGGCUCUCCCGAGUGGAUGGUUCGCGCUGCUGCGGCGCAGGCCCUCUCCUCCCUCCUCUCCCCUGAGGCGGGGCUGGAGAAAGCCAGAGUCACCGCGACGCGCAUCAGCCACGCAGGCAACGAGCCAAACCUCCGGCACGGGCGGCUCCUCUUCCUCCGCCGCCUGCUCGAGGAUGUCGUCGACGAGGCUGAGGGGAUCGCGCCGCGCCUCCGUGAUGCUCUGGCCGAGAAAGCACCACCCAUGAUCUCGGCGGCGAUCCUCGACUGCGUGGGCGCGUAUGUGGGCAUUUCCCAAGCGAACUCGGAUAACGACCUGCUCCGCGCCGCUGCGACUGCCUCGCAUGCGUUCUUCGCGACCCUACCGACUGUGGGAACGGACCUCCUGUAUGCUGCCGCUGCUCGCGUCCUCAUUCUCGCUGGCGAGACCUUGUCCCUCCUUGAGGCGCGUAUGCCAGAGGACGCACAGCUGCUCGCCCUGGCGUCGCUCGAGCGCAACUCCGAGACCCUCAUGGCAGUGACGAGACUGGCGAAGCAGGGAAGCAACGCCGUGCGCACCGCCGCGCUCGAGGCACUCGCCGACUGGCCGGAAGGCGGGGCGGAGAUCACGGAGCUGCGCGACGAGAUGCUCAAACUGGCCGCGCAUGCCCGCAGCGUGCCGCUCAAGGAGGCGGCGCUUGCAGCUCUCGGCCGAGCCUUCCUCUCCACCCCAGCGGAGGAUGAGGACUGGGACGUGCUGGCGGACCAUAUCCUCUCCGCGUCAGAUGAGAACCAAUCUGAGCCGCGACGCGAGGCCGCCCUCUCAGCGCUCACGUCCCUCGCGCCUCGUCUCCUUGCCCUCCCCACUUCGCCUCGUGCGCGGCUCCUCCGUGCCCUCCUCGCCCUGCUGGAGGACGACGACGUGGAUAUCCGCUCGGGCGCUGCGGCCGCCAUGAGUGCGGCGCUGGACCGUAAGCCCGUCGACCAGUACAGCGCGGUCGAUGCGUGGUGGAUCUGGCUUACCGCUCAUGUGCGCGAAGAGAGGGAAGAAUGGGAGGGGUGGCUGUGGAAAUUGGUCCUCCCCCCCGGUGAUUCUAAUGCCGACACGCGUCUUUUCGUCGAGGAACCGCCCAACUUAUUCCGUAACGUGGUCGGAGUUGCCGAGCGCGCUGCCUCCGUGUUGGCUCACCUUGGCCACACUGAGGGCCAAGUACUGGCGCGCACGGUCGUGGACCAGAUCGAAGACCGUGGAACAUAUGCGCCCAUCGACGCAGGAUGGGCGGCGGCGCAAGUCAGUCGACGCCGCGCCGCGGCUGUGCGCACGGCCCUCGGCAGGUAG
Cutaneotrichosporon cavernicola is the source of this 3972-nucleotide messenger RNA. RefSeq lists its product as uncharacterized. Gene Ontology annotation, biological process: tRNA methylation. The transcript has 6 exons. Gene Ontology annotation, cellular component: cytosol. Gene Ontology annotation, molecular function: protein binding. NCBI's taxonomy places the organism in Eukaryota, Fungi, Basidiomycota, Tremellomycetes, Trichosporonales, Trichosporonaceae. The record is from RefSeq and is a predicted model, not a curated record. The coding region runs from base 1 to 3972 and encodes 1323 amino acids.